Messenger RNA from Dipodomys ordii (Ord's kangaroo rat), 1193 nucleotides. It is a transcript of the gene Ppp2r2a, whose product is annotated as protein phosphatase 2, regulatory subunit B, alpha. Lineage: Eukaryota; Metazoa; Chordata; Mammalia; Rodentia; Heteromyidae. Gene Ontology annotation, cellular component: cytosol; protein phosphatase type 2A complex. The transcript is spliced from 9 exons. Gene Ontology annotation, biological process: peptidyl-serine dephosphorylation. The record is from RefSeq and is a predicted model, not a curated record. The coding region runs from base 1 to 1095 and encodes 364 amino acids. Gene Ontology annotation, molecular function: protein binding; protein phosphatase regulator activity.
AUGUUGGAUAGCAAUGGCUACCUCCUUGGGGUAGUUAACACCCAGACUGAUGUGACCUUUGAAGUCUCCAAGGCCUGGCCGGUGGGAGUCAUCUUCUCCACAGGAGCUGGAGGAGGGAAUGAUAUCCAGUGGUGUUUCUCUCAGGUGAAAGGAGCAGUAGAUGAUGAUGUAGCAGAAGCAGAUAUAAUUUCUACAGUAGAAUUUAAUCAUUCUGGAGAAUUACUAGCAACAGGAGAUAAAGGUGGUAGAGUCGUCAUCUUUCAACAAGAGCAGGAGAACAAAAUCCAGUCUCAUAGCAGAGGAGAAUAUAAUGUUUACAGUACCUUCCAGAGCCAUGAACCAGAGUUUGACUACUUGAAAAGUUUAGAAAUAGAAGAGAAGAUCAACAAAAUUAGGUGGUUGCCCCAGAAAAAUGCUGCUCAGUUUUUAUUGUCUACCAAUGAUAAAACAAUAAAAUUAUGGAAAAUCAGUGAAAGGGACAAAAGACCAGAAGGGUAUAACUUGAAAGAAGAAGAUGGAAGGUAUAGAGACCCCACUACAGUUACUACACUACGAGUGCCAGUCUUCAGGCCCAUGGAUCUAAUGGUUGAGGCCAGUCCACGAAGAAUAUUUGCCAAUGCUCAUACAUACCACAUCAAUUCAAUUUCUAUUAAUAGUGAUUAUGAAACUUAUUUAUCUGCAGAUGAUUUGCGAAUAAAUCUUUGGCAUCUGGAAAUUACAGACAGAAGUUUCAAUAUUGUGGAUAUCAAGCCUGCCAAUAUGGAAGAGCUCACAGAGGUGAUUACGGCAGCAGAAUUCCAUCCAAACAGCUGUAACACGUUCGUAUACAGCAGCAGUAAAGGAACUAUUCGGUUAUGUGACAUGAGGGCAUCCGCCCUCUGUGACAGGCACUCUAAACUGUUUGAAGAACCAGAAGAUCCCAGUAACAGGUCAUUUUUUUCUGAAAUCAUCUCCUCUAUUUCUGAUGUAAAAUUUAGCCAUAGUGGUCGCUAUAUGAUGACUAGAGACUAUUUGUCGGUCAAAAUUUGGGACUUAAAUAUGGAAAACCGGCCUGUGGAAACAUACCAGUGUCGUCAUGACUGGGUCCUACAAUAAUUUCUUCAGAAUGUUCGACAGGAACACAAAGCGAGAUAUAACCCUAGAAGCGUCACGAGAGAACAAUAAGCCUCGCACAGUUUUGAAGCCACGCAAAG